Messenger RNA from Ananas comosus (pineapple), 1642 nucleotides. RefSeq names its product TLC domain-containing protein At5g14285-like. Lineage: Eukaryota; Viridiplantae; Streptophyta; Magnoliopsida; Poales; Bromeliaceae. The coding region runs from base 482 to 1237 and encodes 251 amino acids. Gene Ontology annotation, cellular component: membrane. The record is from RefSeq and is a predicted model, not a curated record. The transcript has a single exon.
UCUCCACCGCUCUCUAUCUCUAUAUUUAUUUUCGCCUUCUUAGGUGUGUCGCUUCCACACGACGAGAUCCCGUGUACUCUCUCUCACUCCAGCUUCUCCAACGUUCCGAACACAAAAGAGGCGCCUUUUCGAAACCCUAACCCUAACCCUAAUCCCAAUCCCAAUCUCAAUCCCAAUCCCGAAUCGCGGGGCCUCCGUAGGUACUCCUCCGUGCUCUUCUCCUCCUCUGGAUUUUUUUUUUUUUCUGGGAUUUUUGUUGUUUCGGAUUCGAAUUUGGCGUUUUGGAGGGUUGAUUCGAUCGAACUUGGUGGUUUGAUUCUGUUUCGUAGCUGUUUCCGAUGGAAAGUUGUCGCCUUUUACUAUAAAGUCGUGAUCUUCGAGCAAACCCUAACAAACCCUAGUUCCGAAUUGGUUGGAUCAGCUUCUGAAUCGAAAUUAGGGAUUUUUAUAUCUAAAAUUUGUUCUUGGAUUCAAAAUUUUGAUGCUAACCCUGUUCAUGGAGCAAUUAAUCUCCAAUUGCCCAAUGCUCCCAAUAUUCUUCACCACAUUUUGCAUCAUAUACGCCGUCGGAUACUGCAGCGUGUUCCGAAACUGGUCGAAGUAUCGCUCCGAUGCGUCGAGCUGCUUCAUCUCCUUGUUCCACGGCACCCCGGCCGUUGUUUUGGCUCUCACCGCGAUAAUAACGCAGCCGAGCCGCGGAUUCGACUCCCCUAACACCGAUUUCCAAAACCUAGUUCUCGAAUUUAGUAUUGGCUACUUUCUAGUUGAUCUCCUACAUUACCUGAUAUUUAUCCCCCAAGAGAUCCUCUUCAUUGCUCACCACUUGGCCACACUCUUCGUGUUCGUCACGUGCCGCUACUAUGCCCUGCACGGCGCCUUCGCCCUUCUCGUACUUCUCGUGCUUGCCGAAAUCACCAGUGCUUGCCAGAACAUAUGGACUCUCGCGGGGCUAAGGAGAGAGGAACUGCCCUCAGCUGCGAGGAUAUAUAAGUUUCUGUCUCCCCCGUUCUACGUUUUGUAUACGGCCAUGAGGGGAGUUGCGGGGCCGCUGUUCUUCUACAAGAUGAGUGCUUAUUACUUGAGUGGCAAGGCCCGCGAUGCGAUUCCUUGGUGGGUUUCAGUUUCUUGGAUCGUGGUUGUCGGCGCGGCGAUCUUGGUCAGUAUCAUGUGGAUUUCGAACCUUUGGAUUGUUCUGUUUAAAGAGAUUAGACAAUGCGAGGAGAAGAAGGAGAGAUAGCUCUGGAUGAAUGUACAGUUAAAGGCCAAAGUUUGCUCUCAAAUCGACGCGAAAUUGUGAGUCGAGUGUCUUCAUCGAGCCCUCGACAAAAGAAGAUGUAUAGAAAGCUAAUUUUAGCUCCAGAAUUGGAAGGCUUGCACUCUCGGAAGUACUUAUCAGCAAGUUAGGCAUUUGAAAGUAGGCUUUGUGAUGCACUUUUAGAUGACAAAUUAUUCUCUCAAUUUAUUUUUCUUCAUAUUAGAUUUUUUUUUUUAAUACUGUUCUUAUUUUGUUCAUCCUUUAUGGUAUGUUGGAGAUGAAUAGAUAUUGUGCUUCAAGAAUGUUCCAGAAAGAUGCAUUAUAAUCUCUUAAUUGGUCCUAUUGAUUCCCUUUCUCAAUUACAAAUUACAUUUUACAUUGAUUCUA